This is a messenger RNA of Halichondria panicea, 2913 nucleotides long. RefSeq lists its product as uncharacterized. Lineage: Eukaryota; Metazoa; Porifera; Demospongiae; Suberitida; Halichondriidae. Bases 198 to 839 code for a protein of 213 amino acids. The record is from RefSeq and is a predicted model, not a curated record. The transcript has 3 exons.
CAGGGUCAAAAGGUGAAAAUCAUCACUGACUACAAUGCAUGGCUAGGCUACAGACUUUAAGACUUCAGCAGCCAAGGCUUUCCGUGAGCACAAUGACAAACUGGUAGACUCCAUCCAAGAAUCAGACCUGCCUGUGUUGGGGUCACAGAUUUACAGUCGACAUAUAAUUUCCAGGGAAACAAUGAGAAUGGUUGGAAAUGUGUCUACCAUGCACGAGAGCUGUCAGGGUGUCCAAGUUGAUGCUAGCUGUAAUAACUCACUUGGACGUACAUCCGGACAAGUUUGAGAGUGCCUUGGACGUCUUCAGAGAAAAGCUGGUGUAUGCUGAAGUUGCUAGCAUGAUUGCAUUGUGUUUUGAGACUGCAGCUCAGUUGAACCAUGAGUGCUCAAAUGAAGCUCUUUGCUUGUUGCUGGGCCUGAGUAGUGCUGACAUAGACGAAAUCGAUAAUGAUCCAAGAAACGUCUACAGUUCCCAAGGCAAGUGUUACACUGCUCUGUUAAAAUGGAAGAGCAAAAAUAUUGAUUUAGACAAUCCAUCAAAAUCGACAGCUACUUACGCUCGAUUAGUAGAAAUUGCUAAAGAGGACAAAGACAGAGAGGCAAUUCGAGAAAUUCACAAGGCUUGUGUCAAGUAUGUCAGCAAUGAAUCUCAACCCUCUUUGGUCCUGGUCACACCUGCUCCAAAAACAACCGUUGGAAAGUAUGCAGAAUAUCUCAGAGAUGUGUACCUUCGAUCAAAGCUCCCUGUCAAAGGAAAAUGGCCUCCUGCUCCCUGUAAGAAGAUCAUCAAGCUAGCUACUAUUGAAAUUGAAGAGGAUCACUCCCAUCAAGCUAAAUAGAUCAGAGUCGAUUGAUGAAUAUAUGCAAAACAAAAGCAUGAAUCCUAUUUCAAUGAAAGAGCUUUUAAAUGAAAAAGACGGCUCACUGACAAAAACCAUGAUCGUUCAAGGGGUCCCAGGAAUAGGCAAGUCGACUUUUGCAUGGAAAUUUUGUAGAAAGUGGACCAAAGGAAAGAUCUAGCAGCAGUAUGACCUGGUUAUUUUGUUGCGUAUGCGUAAUACAAGAGUGAGAGAAGCAACCAAACUUAGCCAUCUCUUCUUCUCAGAAGAUCCUGACUUUUCAAAUGAAGUAGCAAAGGCAAUUGUCUAGCAAUGGAAAAGGCAUCUUACUUUUGAUGGAAGGAAUAGACGAGCUUCCUGCUUCUUGUUUAGCUGAUGGCAUGCCUCUUUCGAACUUACUUCAAGGUGAAUCCUUUCCCAAAGUUACCAUCAUAGUAACCAGUAGACCCUGGGCUGUGCAGACACUUGAGGAAAAGUGUGGGGAUCAGAUUUCUCGACAGGUGGAUAUCUUGGGCUUCACAAAAGAAGACAUAUUGAGAUACGUUUCACAUGCUUUCACUGAGGAGGAAAAGACUGAGUUCUUAGAGUACCUCUGCUCUCAUCCUCAGCUGCAAUCCAUCAUGCACAUCCCCCUGAAUGCCGCCUUUGUUGUUUUGAUCUACAAGCAAUUCCAUCGUUCUCGGCAAGCUAUUCCUAGCACCUUGACCCAUCUCUACACAGCUCUUGUUGAGGGUCUCUUGCUCCGCUAUAUCAAGUUAAUUCCUGAGUUUUGUGCUCUCAAGGCUAUCUGUCUUUCAAGCUUACCAGAACCACUACAAACACAUUUCCAUCAGCUUUGCCUACUAGCUUUUAUGAGCUUCACCAAGCUGACUGUUUAAGUGACAUUCACCGAUUUAGAGGCAGCUUUGUACGAGUGUUUUGAUUUCCUGGGUCUCAUGCAGUCCUCAACUGAACUCACCAUAAACACUAGUACCACUGUAUCCCACAGCUUCCUCCAUUUCACCAUCCAGGAGUUCCUAGCAGCUUACCAUCUCUCAAAAGAGCCGUCCCAAGUGCAGGAGUUGUUUUUAGAAGUUCACAGCAAAGACCCUCAAUUUUCAAUGCUGAUCACAUUUCUGGUUGGAUUGAACAGUAAAGUUCUGCAUUGCUUUAAACUACCGAGGUCAGAAAUUCAAGAUUUGUCCACAUUUCAUUUGCACUUGUUGUAUGAAACACAAUCCCCCAAGGAUGUAUGCAAGUUCUUAGGAAAUAAGAUUGUGAAAUAUUAUCCUGCCCUAACAAGUACAUCUCUUGACUUACAUGCAUUAUCGUAUUGUCUUCGCUACAGUGAUUGUCGUUGGUAUCUAAAAAUUAAUUUGCAAAGCUUCUCAUCACUCUUUUGCAAUACCGAUGAGUCAUACAAGGGGCACAUAUGGGGACUGACAAUUAUAGAUGCCUCUGUGCGUAACAUUCAAUUAUUCUUUUCUCUUCCCAAGCGUCUCUUUUCAGAUUUAUAUAGACUUGUGAUUAUGCCAUGUGAAUUACCUGUUGGCUCUGUAGUUGGAAACAUCUUAAGUGACUGCCAGUUAGCAAACUUGAAGCAAAUUUCUUUUGUGAGUAAGUAUUUACAUCUAUCUUGUGAUAUAAGCUCAGUUAUUGAAAGUCUGUUUGCUUCUUACCCCAACCUUAUUCACGUAGGAAUCGUAACAACUGUUAUCUCAUCCUCUGAUAUGGUAGAAUUAUGCAAAUACAUAAGUUCUCGCUCUGGCUCACCUGAGCUUACAUUGGCUCUUACAAAACAGAAUUGAAAAUGAGUCUGUUAAUUUGCUGAUUAGAACUGUUGCACUUUCAAAGAUUCUGACCCAUCUAGAUAUUUCUUAUAACUAUAUCUCCGUUAAAGUAUUAGAAAUGCUUUCUGUUGCUCUUUCUGCUAAUUCUUGCUUGAAAACAUUAGGAAUGAUCAACUGCUCAAUUGAUAGUGAAGGAGCUGAAUUACUAUCCAAUGGGCUGGAGGAGAAUCGAACCCUCCUUGGAUUGGAUCUUCGCAAAAAUCAUAUCAAUACGAAUGGAGCUGCUGCCCUGGCUUCAAUGCUUA